AUGCCUGGCCUACCAACACACCAACUGGGGAAGAAUGGCCCUGAAGUUACAGCCCUGGGCUUCGGCCUCAUGGGCUUGAGUGCCUUUUACGGCAAGCCGAAGCCCGAUGAGGAGCGCUUCGCUGUCCUCGACAAGGCAUAUGCCAUCGGCGAGCUCUUCUGGGACACCGCCGACGUGUACGCUGACAACGAAGAUUUCCUCGGCAAAUGGUUCUCCAACAACCGCGGCAAGCGCGACAACAUCUUCCUCGCGACCAAAUUCGCGUACAGAAUGACCGACGACGGGCAGUCGGUGGUCGACAGCACGCCAGAAUGGUGCAAAGAAGCCUGCGCCAAGAGCCUGAGGCGUCUCGGCGUCGACUUCGUCGACCUGUACUACUGCCAUCGACUGGACGGCAAGACACCUGUCGAGAAAACGGUGCAGGGGAUGGCCGAGCUGCAGAAGGAGGGCAAGAUCAAGUACAUCGGGCUCAGCGAAUGCAGCUCCGACUCCCUGCGCCGCGCAUGCAAGGUCGUCCAUGUCGACGCCGUGCAGAUCGAGUACAGCCCCUUCGCGCUGGACAUAGAGAGCGAUCAGAUCGGGCUGCUCAAGACGGCCCGCGAGCUCGGCGUGGCGAUAGUGGCAUAUAGCCCCAUUGGCCGCGGCAUGUUAAGCGGCACUAUCAGGUCGCCGGAUGACUUUGAGGAAGGCGACUUUAGGAAACACGCACCGCGAUUCAGCGAGGAGAAUUUCCCUAAGAACCUUAAGCUGGUGGACGAGAUCUCAGCGUUGGCGAAGGAAAAAGGCUGCACGCCUACGCAGCUCACCCUUGCUUGGUUGAUGGCUCAGGGGGACGACAUCUUCCCUAUCCCGGGGACGACAAAGGUUGAAAGGCUCGAGGAGAACGUGGGGUCACUCAAGGUCAAGUUGACGAAGGAGGAGGAGCAGAAGAUUAGAAAGGCGUGCGAGGAAGCUGAGGUGCACGGUAGCAGGUAUCCGGAGGCGUUAUCGGCUGCGUUGUUCGCUGAUACGCCGCCACUGGAGUCGUAG
Messenger RNA from Coniosporium apollinis CBS 100218, 1029 nucleotides. Its product is annotated as aldo-keto reductase AKR13. The record is from RefSeq and is a predicted model, not a curated record. NCBI's taxonomy places the organism in Eukaryota, Fungi, Ascomycota, Dothideomycetes. The coding region runs from base 1 to 1029 and encodes 342 amino acids. Gene Ontology annotation, cellular component: cytoplasm. The transcript is spliced from 2 exons.